UCUCAGCACCCAUUGGUUCAUCAAGUAAGUUUUCAAUAAUGGGAAUAGGAAAUUUAUCCUUGAUAGUCAUUUGAUUCAGACCUCUAUAGUCUACACAAAGUCUCCAACUACCAUCUCUCUUUCCCAAUAACACUACAAGAGAUGCAUAGGGACUGGUGCUAGGUUAUAUUACUCCAUGGUCUAACAUUUCCUGCACUAGCUUUUCAAUUAUAUUCUUCUUAAUUCCAGGGUACCUUAAGGGACUCUUAUUAACGGGAUUGGAGGCUUCUUUUAGAGGAAUCUUGUGAUCAUAAGAACCCCUUUGAGGAGGUAAAGUAGUGAGCAACUCGAAGAUACAUGAAUACUGCUUUAUAAGUGUUGGUAAGUCUGGCAAGGUAUCAGCACUUGUCAUAGCUUGUAUAUUGUGGCACUGAAUAUUUUCAUCCUCGCUGAUUACUAAAGAAAUCAUGAAGAAUUGAGCCUCUGCUCCUUCCUUCCUUAUCAAACUCUUAGCGUUAACAGACUUGAGUUGAUCAUUUGCACCCUUGAGUACAUGCCUCUUCCCUAGGUAUAUAAAUCCAAUGGUUCUCUUUAUGAAAUCAAACAAUAUCCUCAGUGUAAACCCGCAAAACAAAGCCCUCAGCCCCCAAAUUCAUAUCGUGGAAGCAAGCCUCAGUUUUGUGGACCUUCAAUCAUUGAUAUUUCGGCCUGCAGGCCUGCAAUCGCCGGUUCUCUACCUUCAAUCUCUUUGGGAUUACCAAAUCUCAGUCUUCAUCUCCAUUGCCCUCUUUCAUGAUGAUGGGCUUGACAAUUUUGUCAAGGUAUCAGCACUAUCCAGUGUUUGUAAGAGAUUAAAAUGCAAAAAACUAAAUCCAGGUUUCUUUGUGUUUUUGCUGUGAGUCAUGAUCGAAAAUACCAAGGGCAGAAAGCUCUGAUACCAAUUGAUGCAAUGUAGCAGAAUCUAACGAGAAUAGUCAAUAUAGGAGCUAAAGCUCGAAGAAGGUGACAACUAUAUCAGGAUUUAUCGAGAAAAUAACUCAAUGAGAAGAGGAAUUUAGAAAGAAUAGAAAUGUAUUAUCUUCAAAAGUGAUUCAUCAACUACAUGUAUAUCAACUAUAUAUGAUCAGUUGAAGAUUCUAGAAGAUUGUUAUUAGCUAACAACUUAUAACUAACUCUAACCGACUGUAACUAACAUAACUAACUGUUGCCACGUCAGCCGCCAACCAAGCUUCACUGUUACUGCAUUUCAGUUUUUAACUCGAUUUCUUCUCUUUAGUUGCUUAAUUUCUUCUCCUUGGUUGCUUGCCUCCUUUACUUGUAUAAAGAAGGUCCGGGGGAAGAUAGCUCUCAGGGGUCGUUUGGUUCAUGGGAUAAGGAUAAUAAUCCCGGGAUAAAG
This is a messenger RNA of Nicotiana tabacum (common tobacco), 1375 nucleotides long. RefSeq lists its product as uncharacterized. The record is from RefSeq and is a predicted model, not a curated record. Lineage: Eukaryota; Viridiplantae; Streptophyta; Magnoliopsida; Solanales; Solanaceae.